Molecule: messenger RNA, 5012 nt
Organism: Cheilinus undulatus (humphead wrasse)
Lineage: Eukaryota; Metazoa; Chordata; Actinopteri; Labriformes; Labridae
Product: zinc finger protein 135-like
Exons: 3
Coding region: 258-1556 (432 amino acids)
Cellular component (GO): nucleus
Source: RefSeq, a predicted model, not a curated record
UUAGACAGUCUGUAAAGAAGCUCUAGACGCCGGUUCUCAAUCAAGACUGUCUUUCUGUUCUGUUUGCAGAUACCAAGGCUGUAAAUAAAGACCACCUUUUCUAAUGGAACCACAUUGCCAUCAUUCAGUGUAACACUGGGACUGAGUUUGAGCCCCUGAUUUAGAUUGUUAAUCUCAGUGCUGAGACCAGACGUUUGUGGAGAGGAACGCCGUCCAUCACUGAAUCUGACUUCAGGGCAGCUGUCUGAGGAAGAAAGAUGACUCCCCCUCUCAAGAAACGGAGGGGCACGCCUCGUAGUCAUGACUGUCAGCAGUGUGGUAAAGAGUUCUCUUGUUCAUCAAAUUUAAAGAAGCAUAUGCGAGUUCACACUGGAGAGAAACCAUACAGCUGUGAUCAGUGUGGUAUGGCCUUCUCUCAAGCAAGUCAUCUAAGGAUGCAUCAGCGUAUCCACACUGGAGAGAAACCAUACAGCUGUGAGAUCUGUGGGAAAGCUUUCAGAAGUUCAACUGCAUUGAAGAAUCAUAUACGCACUCUCACCGAAGUAAAACCAUACAAAUGUGAGGACUGUGGUAAAAGUUUCAGUCAGGUGGGUAGCUUCAAGACUCACAGAAACAUCCACACCAGAGAAUUACUCUACCCUUGUCAGGAUUGUGGUAAAGUCUAUACUAGUCAAAGUGCUUUAAACUAUCAUGAGCGUAUUCACACUGAAGAGAAACCAUACAGCUGUGAGCAAUGUGGUAUGGCCUUCUCUCAAGCAAGUAUUCUAAGGAUCCAUCAACGCCGCCACACUGGAGAAAAGCCGUUCAGUUGUGAUCAGUGUGGGAAAGCUUUCUCAAACUUAGCAAACCUCAGCGUACACCGCCGCAUUCAUACUGGAGAGAAACCGUACAGCUGUGAGCAAUGUGGGAAAACCUUCAGGCAACAAAGCAACUUAACAGUCCACCAGCAGAUCCACACUGGAGAGAAACCCUUCAGCUGUGAGCAAUGUGGGAAAACCUUCAGGCAAAAAAGCAACUUAACAGUCCACCAGCAGAUCCACACUGGAGAGAAACCCUUCAGCUGUGACCAAUGUGGGAAAAUCUUCAGAAAUAAAAACAACUUAACAGUCCACCAGCAGAGCCAUACUGGAGAGAAACCCUUCAGCUGUGACCAAUGUGGGAAAACCUUCAGAAAUAAAAACAACUUAACAGUCCACCAGCAGAUCCACACUGGAGAGAAACCGCACAAAUGUAGACACUGUGAGAAAGCCUUCAAAAGUCAAUGGGAAUGCAUCACACAUGAACGCGUCCACACCGGUCUGAAACCAUACGUCUGUGGGGAGUGUGGGAAGAGUUUUGGUAGGUUAUUUUCACUUCGCCAACAUAAACUCAUCCAUUUUGGAGUCAGAGAGUACCAGUGUGAGCACUGUGACAAAAAGUUUGUUUCAGCUCAUAGUUUUGAGGAGCAUCUGCGUAUCCACACCGGACACAGGCCGUACUGGUGUGUUGGUUGUGAGAAAAGCUUCACAAAGAGCUCUGAGGUGAAAACACACAAAUGUGUCAAAAAAGAGAGCUAGGGGGCGCUCGUGAGCAGCGACAUGUAAAGACGUGGGUUUACGAGCUCUGCAUGGAUUAAAAUUUAAAUAUUGUUUUUCGCUCUCACUCAGUCUAAAAGUCAAAAAAGGACAUACUACAACGUGUUUGUAGUCGUAUAAUUCAAAAAUAGAUGUCUCCUGAACCGUCCGGUGAGUUAAAUUGCCUUGAAAUGCCAAAACAUUCGAAGGCCAAAGCAGGCCCAGAGGCCUUGGACUCUCCCGACCCUGAAUCCCCGAAAACCCCGAGAGCUUGUCGGACGUGGACGCGAUAAUGAUGGCGCUGCAGAGAAUGGAACAAAGUGUGGUAGCUAAGAUUGAUACGUCCAUCGCCGCAUUAUCAGGUGAACUACACAAGAAAAUAAACCAUCUCUCAAGGGACAUGAGAACGGAAAUUGCCGGAGUUCAAAAAAGGAUAAAAGCAUAAACUACACGGAUCGUUAGCCUGGAGGAAGGAGCUAGCAGCUAUGCUAACAGGGUCGUGGAGUUGGAAAAUAAAGUUACGUCUCUCACAUCGGAAGUCACGGCUAAAACCGACGACCUGGAAUGUUGCUAAAGGAGGAAGGCUUUUGAGACACGCGACCGGAGGCGGCUGUGGUUAAUAUGCUGAAAGAUACCUUGGACCUGACCUACACACCCACGCUGGACAGAGUGCACCGGAGCCUGCAGCCUAGACCAAAUGGUGUAAAUCCCCAGAGAGCUUUAAGCAUCAAAUUUCACUAUUUUCAAGAAAAAGCUGAUGCUCUUCGCAAGGCUGUGGGCGCAGGGCCCAUGCUCCACAACGGGGCGUGCUUCUACAUCUACCCCGACUACUCGGCAGCAGUCAGGAAGAAGAGGGCGGCUUUUACGGAGGUCCGGGGAAUACUCCGCCAGUGCCCAGGAGUGAAGUGUGGUGUUUUGUUCCCUGCUAUGGUUAAGAUUACCACGGCAACAGGUGAGCAGAAAACCUUUGAUGAUCCAAACAAGGCAAAGCAAUACAUCGAAGCUAAUCUUCAGCCUCAGGAGACAGAGGGAGAGCGAGAGUUAAAUUGAUUGGUUAAUGGGGAGACUUGGACAAUGCUACAUGUUGAUAGAGACUCAGUGAACUGUUUGUAAAUAUACUGGAACACCUCACCCCCAGUGCACCUUCUCCGCUUCCUUGACAUUGUCCUAUCAAAAUCCUUAAAGGAUGUUUUUAACUGCAUAGGAAUGGACCUAUUACAAAUUGUAAAUAGUUCUCUACAGUCUGGCCUUUUCCCAACUGCUCUGAAGACAGCAGUCAUCAAACCUCACUUAAAAAAAGUCAAACCUGGAUCCCUCUAUAUUACAAAAUUAUAGACCCAUCUCAAAUCUACCAUUUUUAGGCAAGAUCAUUGAAAAGGUUGUUUAUCAACAACUAGAGACCUUUCUUAUACACAACAACCUCUGCGAUGUCUCUCGGUCUGGAUUUCGACUGCAUCAUAGCACAGAGACUGCCCUUACGAAGGUACUCAAUGAUAUCCACCAAAACUGUGAUGCUUCACAAAUUACAAUCUUGGUUCUAUUGGACCUAACAGCAGCAUUUGAUACAGUAGACCAUAAGAUACUGCUGAACAGACUUGAAAAGUGGGUAGGACUGUCUGGCACAGCACUGUCAUAGGUUGAAUCCUAUCUCCAGGGCAGAGAAUAUUUUGUUUCUAUCGGCAACCACACUUCUGAACCAGAUAAAAUCUUGUGUGGGGUUCCCCAAGGGUCCAUUCUCGGACCUCUUCUUUUUAAUAUUUACAUGCUUCCCCUGGCCCAGAUCAUACAAUUUUAUAACAUAUCUCAUCACUCAUAUGCAGAUGACACACAACUUUAUAUUACAGUAUCACCACAAGAUCUCAGCCGCAUCGAUACCCUGGUCAACUGCAUUGAGCAUAUCAGAAAGUGGAUGUGUCAAACGGGGAGGGCAGCAGCGGAGGCUUCUCAGAGGCUCACACAGAGCAUGCAUUAUGAUGUAAGGACCAAAGACUUCAUUGUGCUGAAUUAGACAAAAGACAUGCUGUCUCACCUACACCUGAUUUAUAUAAGGAAAAGCUACUGCUUCAGUCUGAAUACAACAACCUUUCAACCUGGCAGACAGAAAAGGCUUUAGAGAAAUCUAAACAAGUUCAUUCUGAGCACAGUGAUAGAGCAGGCAGGUUGCUUUCACUUCAGCUCAAACAACAUUCAGAGGAACGCACUAUACCAGGAAUGAAUUUAGAUCCUAACACAAGCUCUCAUAAUCCCCAGACCAUGAAUGAUCAGUUUAAACAUUUCUAUUCUAAUCUCUACCAAUCUGAGUCAGAAAAUGAGCUGACUGAAAUAUAUGCAUUCCUUGAUACAUUGGAUAUCCCAAAAAUAAGCCCUGAAGCCCAGGCCUCCCUGGAAACCUCCAUAACGGCUGAGGAAAUAUUGUCUGCUAUUAAAGCAACUCAGAGUGGGAAAGCACCGGGACCGGAUGGGUUUCCCAUUGAAUUUUAUAAGGAGUUUGCACCAAAACUUGCACCUGUUCUUAAGUCUGUAUAUGAGGAAUCUCUUUCCUGUGUGAAAUUGCCACAGACCCUAUCUCAGGUGAUAAUAUGUGUACUGCUGAAGAAGGGUAAAGAUCCCCUAGAAUGUAGUUGGUAUAGACCAAUUAGUUUACUUGGGUGCGACUACAAAAUAUGAACUAAAGUUCUUGCACGUGGUUUAGAGACAGUAGUGCCUUCAAUGAUUGAUGAGGACCAAACAGACUUUAUCCCUGGACGUCACUCCUUUUUCAGUAUGCGGAGGUUACUUAAUGUGCUAUUAUCUUCCCACUCAACCCUACAGCCAGAAGUCAUCCUAUCUCUAGAUGCCCAGAAGGCGUUUGAUAGGGUUGAGUGGGAUUAUCUUUUGGCAGUGUUGGAGAAGUUUGGGAUGGGGCCAGUUUUCUGCAAGUGGAUCAAAAUGUUAUACUCUAAGUCCUUUUUUCUUCAACUAGAUGCUCUUGUUUCUUUAUUUAUAUGGAAUAAAUCCACAGCAAGAGUGAAAAAAAAUCUCAUUUAGAGAGAGCUAAAUCAGAGGGAAGUCUGGGCUUACCCAGUUUUUGACACUACUAUUGGGCUGCUAACAUUGCCAAACUCAAUUAUUGGACCACAGUGUUGGCUGGCAAAGAAGGAGCCCUUUGGGUAGACAUGGAGUUAAAGUCAACUCUCCCAGUCUCUCCAGUUUCAUUUCUGACAGCACCACUGAGUACUAAAAACACUAACCAGAAUUUGAAUGUUCAUUUGGUUGUCAGAAACUCUGUUCAAAUAUGGGACCAGUUCAGGAGACAUUUUGGCCUUAAAGGUAUAAAUAGACUUUGCCCUAUUAUGUUUAACCAUCUAGAUGUUUAAUAUCCAACGUACAUACUCAUUUAUUCAAUCAUUGUAUGUAUCUGUGUGUUUUGGUGGACUACAUUUUACUCUCAUUUUGAGUGUAUAACCUGUUAUUUGCCUC